This is a messenger RNA of Betta splendens (Siamese fighting fish), 3224 nucleotides long. Its product is annotated as TLC domain-containing protein 2-like. The record is from RefSeq and is a predicted model, not a curated record. The transcript is spliced from 4 exons. Gene Ontology annotation, biological process: phospholipid homeostasis; plasma membrane organization; membrane assembly. The coding region runs from base 415 to 1146 and encodes 243 amino acids. Gene Ontology annotation, cellular component: plasma membrane. NCBI's taxonomy places the organism in Eukaryota, Metazoa, Chordata, Actinopteri, Anabantiformes, Osphronemidae.
GCGGGGAGGCACCGUGCCACGGUUUGUGUUUGCGAUGUCAAAAAGUUACACAAGCCAGCGUUGAGGAGGUUGUACAACAGGCUGGUUUACCCACACCCACCAUUCACUUAUACCUGGCCCACGUGUGAACACGGAGCGUCCUCUGGCGGGAUCGUCAUAAACACCCAGCGCGUGGCCGUGGCUCCAGUGUGACAGACGCGCCCACGCCUUCCCUCCCGUGGGUAACAGUCGUGAGAGAAACACGGUUUGAUUUGCGUUUCAGGGACCCGCAAAAGUGUCGGAGGAGCAGGAACCUCGGCGCGUUGACGUGAUUAUCUCGGACGAAACCAUCAAUCAUCAACAAACAUCUGCGCGAGUUUCGGAGCCACAGUCGUGGGCUGCGUUCACAGACCGCGGCAGGCGGACAUUUCAGCCAUGGAGCUGAGUUCGGUGAUUCUGACGACCGUUGGCUCCGUCGGAUUCUUCCGGCUGGUCAACGCUGGGGUCGGUCAGCUGCCCAUGCCCGAAUCUGCCCGCAGGAACGCGUGGAAAUGGAGAAACAUCUGCACGUCGUUCGUGCACAGCCUCAUCACGGCGAUCUGGGCAGUGCUUUGCUUCUUCCUUUACCCACAGAUGGCUGAGGAUUUGAUAGAAACCUUCUCUAUGUUUUCUCAUGCUUUGGUGUCCUUUUCGAUUGGUUACUUCAUGUACGACUUCUUUGACAUGGUGUUGAACCAGAAGCUGAAUCAGUCCUGGGAGCUGCUCUUUCAUCAUGUUGUGGUGAUCUCCUGUUUCGGCCUCUCCGUGGUGUCGUGCCGCUACGUGGGCUUCGCCGUGGUGGCGCUGUUGGUGGAGAUCAACUCGGUGUUCCUCCACCUCCGGCAGGUCAUGCGCAUGUCCAGCAUGGCCGCGGGAACGCUGUACCGGGUGAACAGCAUGACCAACCUGGGCACGUACGUGGUGUUCCGCAUCAACACGCUGGCCUGGAUGACGCGCUGGCUGGUGCUCAACAGGGACAAGGUGCCGCUGCUGGCCUACACGCUGGGCAGCGUGGGCAUGGCCAUCAUGACCGCCAUGAACAUCGUGCUGUUUUAUCGGCUGCUCAGGAGCGACUUUUUGAAGGGCAGCGCUCGGGAGGCAAAGAAAGACAAGGAGAAGGAGAUGUAGGAGAGACCAGGACGAUUCCACUCAUGAACACACGCUCUGCUGGAGUUGGGAUCCGAUCUGAGACAGAGGCCUGUUUUUACUUCCUGUUCCAUCCAUAGAUCAGAAUAGUCAUUGUGUUGAAGCUACGCUGGCUCUCAGUUGUAGCUUUGAUGAAUUGGCUCGUGUGUGUUCUACAGUCUUCCCUCAGUGCCAGUACUGUCUCCACAAUGCGAGGCCUUGUAAGGCAGAGCCUCAUGCCUUAUUCUCCCCCAGGGACGAUGAGCUGCACGUGUGUAACUCUUAUGUGUGUGAAACAAAAGCACAUACACAAUAUCUUAUAUCUAAUAUGUGUAUCCAUCCACAUCAGAUCCACACCCUGCAUGUUUAGUUAAGACUUGUCCUCAUCUUAAAAUCACCUGCUACCUCAGAGCUUCUAACUGUUCUCUGCCUCUUUCCACCGUGACAGGCCUUGCUGUCAGUAUUCAGCAGGAAAUUGAAAAGAAGAAAAUCCAGCAAAUACCAGUAAUUAAAGAGAAACUGUGCCAUUAAACUGGUAUUUAUUUUUCUUUAUUCUGAAUAUUUGGGUGAUGACUGUUGUUUUUGCUCUGAUUAAUCUUGCACAGCUCAGUGACAUGAUGCUGUGGUUUACAUCCAGCUACGUACCACAGACCUCUGACAUCAGUGUCCGUCAGCAGAUGAUGCUGUAUCUAAAACCUGCAUCAACGCUUUUGUAUUUGUAGCUGUUUCUGUAGCGUGAAGGUGACGAUGUACAGGCUAAUGUUCAUGUUGCCUUAAGUGGAAUCCUCACAAUCCUCAACGUCAUCUUAGCAAUUGCCUCAAAAACGCCGAGCUCUUCACACAUGUCUUUAAUUUGUGACCUCUCUGUAGAUCUGCAUCAUCUUUUCUUGCAGAUGCAGCUUCAGUACAGAUGUGUUACACACACACACACACAGCUGCCUGUUCUUCUAAUUCAUCACUGUUGUAUGGCAUCACACUGCUGUGCUCUUCAUGCAUUGUGUGGUUGAUCGGUAAAGUAAUUGGUUCAAUUGUGUAUGUAAUUUAUUUAAACUGGAAAGAAACUGGACUGGGCGCAAUUAAUGAAUUUCCCAGUGGAGAAAACAGUUGAUUAGUUGAAGUUGUUUUGUUGCUGAGAUCAUUAUUGUUGGUUACAUCACGUAGAAUAUUUUUGACCCAGUGUUUCAACAUGUGAUGUCAUGAGUGUUUGAACAUCUGACAAGUAGUGGUGCAGUUCAGAGGAAACCUACAGUAAAACCCAAAUCACAAAGUUUUUCUCAGAAUUGAAGUAGAUUCUGAACAAAACUGUUGUAGCUUAUUCAUUUUUCUUGAAUUUUUUGUAAUGUAAAUUCAUAUUCAAACUUUGUUUAGGUUGUAGUGAAGAUAUUUGAUGGAUAUUUGUGUUUCUAAAACACAUCUGUUUGUGGACAUGGUGUUCAGGCCUGUGAUGUUGAUGGAAGUUUAAAUCUAUGAACUUGUGUUCAUUAUGUUGCUGUGUGUGUUUAUCAGGUAAACCUGUACAGUAGAGCUUCCUCCUCAUUUAAACGUUGUAAUGACCUGUUGUGCUCUCUGCAGUCCAGCUCUGACCCAUUCACUGCUCAUUGUCCUCAUGCCACAGUUGGACUAGUUUUACACAGGUAGUGAACAUAAAGGAAAUGAAUUAAUGUUGGAGCUGCAGGUGAAAACUGGUUCAACAAACAGCCUCAUGUUCCUCAUCACACACUGUAAAUACAGUGAUUGACUGUGUUGGUGAAAUAAAACUCACUUUCUUGUAUAAUUUUUGAUUGGAUUUUUGUGUAGUGAUUGUUAAAUUAUGAAACUCUUUUAAUACUUAUGUAACAGCUAUGAUGACUUUAUCCUUCAACAGCAGGAAAAACCUGGAAUGUUUACUUAAACUGAACCCAACUUAGAACCAUCAGCUCAGAGAAUGUCAAAUUGUCAUUUGUCAGAAUUUUGUCUAUUAGUAAUUUAUUAUUAAUAAUAAGCUUGUUUGUUGCAGUUUUGGUAGAUUGCAAAAAUAAUCAAAUUUUUUUGUUGAUAUACUAAUACUGGUUUAACGUGAAAAUAAAGAGGAAUGAACCUUG